AUGCCCAUCGGCGCGCCUGGACUCAAGGCCGUCAUGUCAUAUUAUCAGUCAGCCAUGAAGGUGACCCAAGAGGGCGAUGUGUCGGUCAGUGAUGAGACAAUUCAGGGACUAGGUACUGCAACCUCCUUUCUUAAGCACUCGCUCUUUGGGGCCAUCACCCGAAUUGCUUCACCAGCACCAGCACCAUCACCCUCACCAUCUAAAGCUACGCAGCCCGCAAGCAAUCCACCUCUCCCGUCACUUCACACAGAAGCCGCCGUUGUCUCUGAUCAUGACGACCGAUCAUAUGCAUCGCGUGCCCGGGCCUUUAUGAGCAUGCUGACGGAAUUCGUCCCUGAUCCAGGCUAUUUCCUGGCUGGCGGCAUAUCAGGCGUUGCUUCGAGAACCACCACCGCCCCUCUUGACCGUCUCAAAGUCUACCUCAUCGCCCAGACUGGCACCAACGAAGCCGUGCAAGCCGUCAAAAGUGGUGCACCCGCAGCAGCAGCAAAGUCGAGCGCAAACACUUUGGUCAGAGCCUGCAAGGAGCUUUGGGCCGCAGGCGGUAUUCGUAGCUUGUUUGCUGGCAAUGGUUUGAACAUCGUCAAGGUCAUGCCCGAAUCUGCUGUCAAGUUCGGCUCGUACGAGAUCUCACCAGUCUCGCAAUUCAUUGCGGGCGGUGUAGCAGGGAUGGUUUCACAAGCUGUCGUCUACCCUCUUGACACACUGAAAUUCCGAAUGCAAUGCGAAACUGUACCAGGAGGCCUUCGUGGAACAAAGCUCAUCGCCGCAACUGCCGUCAAGAUGUGGGGUAAGAACGGCAUCUUCUCCUUCUACCGCGGCUUGCCCAUGGGUCUUGUUGGCAUGUUUCCCUAUGCGGCCAUCGAUCUGGGUACUUUCGAAUAUCUGAAACGCACCAUCACCGCAUACAAUGUCAAAAAGUACGGAGGACACGAGGUCGAUGCUGCACCUAGCAGCUUCGCAACAGCUCUCAUAGGCGGCUUCAGUGGUGCCAUUGGCGCUUCCGCCGUCUAUCCCCUGAACCUACUCCGAACCAGAUUGCAGUCGCAAGGCACUGCUAGCCACNCCCGUACUUACACGGGCAUCAUGGACGUCACCAGACAGACGCUUGCAGGAGAAGGUGUUAGAGGUCUCUUCAAGGGCCUCACACCCAAUCUGCUCAAGGUCGUGCCAGCCGUCUCCAUCACCUACGUCGUUUACGAAAACACCAAGAAAGCCUUGAACCUUCGCUGA
Aureobasidium vineae is the source of this 1233-nucleotide messenger RNA. NCBI's taxonomy places the organism in Eukaryota, Fungi, Ascomycota, Dothideomycetes, Dothideales, Saccotheciaceae. The record is from the annotation of a GenBank genome assembly.